Epinephelus moara (kelp grouper) is the source of this 7806-nucleotide messenger RNA. RefSeq names its product transcription factor COE3-like. Gene Ontology annotation, molecular function: DNA-binding transcription factor activity, RNA polymerase II-specific; RNA polymerase II cis-regulatory region sequence-specific DNA binding. The transcript is spliced from 16 exons. The coding region runs from base 606 to 2252 and encodes 548 amino acids. Gene Ontology annotation, biological process: regulation of transcription by RNA polymerase II. Lineage: Eukaryota; Metazoa; Chordata; Actinopteri; Perciformes; Serranidae. The record is from RefSeq and is a predicted model, not a curated record.
GGAGGGGGAUGAGAUUUCUCGCUGCCCAAUCCCCCUGUUCCCCCGGGAGCAGCAGCCUUCCACGGUCCGUCCCUCCCUCUUGUUUGCUAAUCAUUUCAUUUUACUCCUUUUUGAAGCGGUGGCUUGUUUUUUAUCCCACUUUUCAUUUUUCCACAAUCCGCGGCUGCUCGCCUCCCUCUGAUCCCCGGCUCUCCACGCUCCGUUCUCCCGGCGUCAGGCUCUCCGGAUCCCGGCUGAUUCUCGUUUCUCUCUUUCGGCUCCUCUGAGAUGCUCUCCCCGCUCUCCGCUCCUCUCUCCGCCCUCUUUUAACUUCACAGAGACGCCGGUUUAAAGCCCGGACUGCUGCGAGCCGGGGCUGGGAUCUAAAACAACCCCGGAGAAACCCAGAGGGAUCCCGGGCUCUUCUUUGGAUCAGGACCCGGUACUUUGGGGAAGCUCGCUCGUGUGUCCUCCACCCCCUCCUCCUCCCCUCCUUCUGCAUCGCUCCUCUUUUCUCCACCUUAAUCCAGGUGGUCCUUUGGCAUUUUUGAGUGGCUGGUACAGGGAGGAUUAUUCUUCUUCUUUCUUGUUUCUGGUGAAGACAAAGUUCCCAGAAGGACACUUUGAUGUUCUCCAUCCAGGACAGCCUCCCCCGGGGGGCCCUAACCAUGAAGGAGGAGCCGCUCCCCACCGGCAUGACCCCGGUCCGCUCCUGGAUGCAGGGCGCAGGGAUUUUGGACGCCAACACAGCGGCCCAGAGUGGUGUUGGUUUAGCCCGAGCUCACUUUGAGAAGCAGCCACCGUCCAACCUGAGGAAGUCCAACUUCUUUCACUUUGUGCUGGCGCUGUACGACAGACAGGGUCAGCCGGUCGAGAUCGAGAGGACUUCCUACGUCGACUUUGUGGAGAAAGACAAGGAGUACAACGGAGAGAAGACCAACAAUGGGAUCCACUACAGGCUACAGCUCCUCUACAGCAACGGCAUCAGGACAGAACAGGAUCUUUAUGUUCGGCUGAUAGACUCCAUGACCAAACAGCCGAUCCUGUACGAAGGUCAGGACAAGAACCCAGAGAUGUGCCGCGUCCUCCUCACCCACGAGAUCAUGUGCAGUCGGUGCUGUGACAAGAAGAGCUGCGGAAAUCGCAAUGAGACGCCGUCUGACCCCGUCAUCAUCGACAGAUUCUUCCUCAAGUUCUUCCUCAAGUGCAAUCAGAACUGUUUGAAAAAUGCAGGAAACCCACGAGACAUGAGGAGGUUCCAGGUGGUGGUUUCCACUACAGUCAACGUUGACGGCCACGUGCUGGCGGUGUCAGACAACAUGUUCGUGCACAACAACUCCAAACAUGGCCGCCGCGCCCGACGCCUGGACCCCUCUGAAGCAGCCACGCCCUGCAUCAAAGCAAUCAGCCCGAGCGAGGGCUGGACGACUGGCGGGGCCACCGUCAUCCUCAUUGGGGACAACUUCUUCGACGGCUUGCAGGUUGUCUUCGGCACCAUGCUGGUCUGGAGCGAGCUGAUCACCCCUCACGCCAUCCGGGUCCAGACUCCCCCUCGUCACAUCCCCGGGGUUGUGGAGGUCACGCUGUCCUACAAAUCCAAACAGUUCUGCAAAGGAGCGCCGGGACGCUUCGUCUACACCGCCUUGAACGAGCCCACCAUCGACUACGGCUUCCAGAGGCUACAGAAGGUCAUCCCUCGCCACCCCGGGGACCCUGAGAGGUUACCUAAGGAGGUGCUGUUGAAGCGAGCAGCCGACCUGGUGGAGGCUCUUUAUGGGAUGCCACACAACAACCAGGAGAUCAUCCUGAAGCGAGCGGCCGACCUCACCGAGGCCCUCUACAGCGUCCCUCGCAGUCACAACCAGCUGCCGUCUCUCACCGGCUCGGCCGCUCACUCGGGGAUGAUGGGAGUCAACUCGUUUAGCAGUCAGCUUGCUGUCAACAUCUCCGAGGCCUCGCAGGCCGACCAAGGUUAUUCCCGUAACUCGAACAGCGUGUCUCCUCGCGGCUACGUGCCGAGCUCCACGCCUCAGCAGUCCAACUACAACACCAUCACAUCCACCAUGAACGGAUACGGAGCGGGGAUGACCAACCUGGGCGUACCUGGAUCCCCCAGCUUCCUCAACGGCUCCACCAACUCUGCUUACGCAAUCAAACAGAAGAGCGCCUUCGCCCCUGUCGUGCGGCCACAGACCUCCCCGCCCCCCACCUGCACCACCACCAAUGGCAGCAACCUCCAGGCUAUGGCAGGCCUCAUCGUCCCGCCCAUGUGAGGAGGAUUCUCAGCCAGAUACCGUCAGACCCCUCCCCCGACCCCCUGAGCGCUGAUGGCCCCGCCCACCUGAAACGCCACAACAAGAACAGCAGCGAAAAAUCCUUCCCGUCAUCCCCCCAGACCGACCCAGAAUCCAUCACUGCAGCAGAAGAAAAAGUCUGACUCUUCAUCGAUUCAUUCAGCACCAUCGUGUUCGAUGUGGAACUUUAAAUCAACGAGCAGCCGCUCCCUCAGAGGAGGUCAGAGGUCAGAGAUGUGAACUGUGGGAGGGAGGGCAGGUGUCUGCAGUUACUACAUGUUGUGUGAGUAUUUGUUGUGCUGAGUUAGUUUGACUUCAGAAGUCUGUGGAGACUCAACAGGUCUCAGAUCAGUUUGAACCACUGUGAGACAGGAAGGAGGCGUGUCCAUCGGCAGCUUCUGAUCACCGCCACGACAUCACCAAGAAAGGUUUAGAUCUCAUUGGAUAAUAAGCCAAUCAGGUUUGAUUUAAAGGGCCAGUGCUCUUUAACAUUUUAGCCACUACGUACAAAUCACAGGUGAACAUUUAUUUUUUCAUUCCAGGUCUCCGUUGACUUUCAUUUAUUUCCAUAUAAUAGGAAUUAUUAAGAAGACUCUAAAAACUUGCAUAUCUUUUGUAAUCUAUCACAGUCAAGUUGUCCGGUGGCGGACUUGUUCAAGCCUCCAUCUUUCAUUCCUUCAGCCACCCUCCUGAAGAGGUCGCAGUUGAGAUAGUUGCACGUAUUCAAAGAUCUCUUGAUAUCCAAGUCUUUUAUAAAGUUUAAAAGUAGGUGUGUUUCUCCUUCCAACCAGAAAUGUGGGCAUCACUUUUGAGCAUGCCUCUCUGACCCACAGCCCUGCAAACUGGCAAUGUAUGUAAUUCAUUCAUUGUGCAAAAUUAGAAAAAACAUGUUGGCCGAUGCUGAUAGUUUUAAGAGUCAACUUUAAAAUUAACACGGUCAGUCUAUCAUACGGAAAUGAGUCGACACUACGGAGGACCUGAAUGGCCAAAAAAUAAAACGAUUUAAAAAAAAAAAAAUACAAUCAAAUGUGCAGACAACAUUAAAAUAAAAAGCAAAAUGAUAUAUACAGCAGUUGAAACUUACCACCUCACUGGUAUGGUGCCUGAAAUAUUACAAUUAAUCAUAAUUUUUCUCUGCAUGUUUUAGUUCAUUUAUUUCAAACUCUCCAUCAGUCUUUGGAUUGAUAUUCCCCCCCAACAGGCUCCCGUAGCUUUGAGUUUAUUUCUAUGAAAAUGAACCUGCAGAAGGAAAAUUGUUUCAUCAACAUUAAGUCAACUUUUACAUUCCUUAUUGUUGCAUGACAAAAGUUCAGGCUUCAACUCAUUCUGCACUUUUUAAACAUCAUAAGGCAACAAUGACUGACGUGAUGGAAAAUAUUCGUCUCUGCAGAUUAAAGUUCAGAACAAAUGAAGAUAAAUUAUCUUUAUGGUUGUUCACGGAUGAUGUCAGCAUGUGGUCGCGUAGUCAGUGAGCUUAAAUGUGAAAAACAGCGGUGCGACCCUUUAAAGUUACAGUCAAAUGUGUAACAUGUGACUCUGGAGAAAGAUCGUUGAUUGUUGAGUCAGAGGACGUUGAUUAUGGACAAGUUGAGUUUGUAGUUGAACCAAACCACCGACCCAAAGCAUCGAUAUUUGACAAGCAGGGAAUGAGUCUCAGCAAUCAACUGUCUUUCUCCAGAGUUACAUAGCAGCACUUUUAAGGUUUUAAAUGAUUGAGCGCCCAAAAUAACCAUAUUUUGGUUAUAAUAUGUUUUAUAAAUUCCAUGUUAAGAUCUCUAAAACCUGUGAUUGGUUGUGGCUAGAUCAGAAGCCAUCGGUGGACUCUGAACCUGAGUUGGACCGAGUCCAGAAACCAGGAAAAAUCAAACUCUUCAAACCUUUUUUUUUUCUAAUCUGGAAAAGCCGUCAGACGGUUUCCGGAUUUUCAAUCAGAAAAACUAAAACUCCCCAAAGGACCAGACUCCUUAAAGACGUCUGAUAAAGAUCACGUCUUCUGGCAUUUUCCUUUCUGUACCAUAGCUUUUAACGAUAUUUGUGUCUCAUAAUUUGAAAAGGAGGAAAAUGCAGUAAUUUUCUAAGCUAAAGAAAGAAUUAACAAACAUCCUGCAGAGAAGAACAAAUGUUACACUAACGUUUGUCUGAAUAAAGUCGAGGCAGCCCAAUGUUUUGUUUUUGUUUUGUUUUGUUUUAUUUUUUAAUAAUUUUCCGUUUUUUUUGUUUCGGUCGUUUGUCAAUUUUAAAAAUCCAGUACAAUAGUUUCUGUUUCGCGGGUGUGUCGAGUGGUAGAUUUUAACCAGAAAAAGCUUGCAGCAGUUUUAAUCACAUUUAGGUACCAGAUUUUCUUGUUAUUCUUCUGAUUGUGCUUAUUUUAUAUGUAUUUAUAAAAGUAUGUUUUGGGGAGUUCCUUUUGUGAUUUAGGCCUGAAUGAUAGUCUCAAAUAUAUAUGUAAACACAUUUGAUGUCUUAAUACCUUUUAGAUAUUGUAAAAAGAGUGAACAAGUGAGAGGAAUUAACCCUUUUGUAAAAACAAAAAAAACGUCACGACAUGGUCACCCUGUUUUUGAAAGCAGGACGUAAAAAAAACGCUUUCAUCACUUUUGUAUAAAAAUGCUUUUCCGAUACGAUAUUUAACUUUUUGUAAACAGCAUCAUUUGUGUUUCCCCUGGUUCUUCUCGUCCUUUGUGUAUUAUUGUGAAAUGUAUAAUCAUGGUUAUUUCUUAAUGCACUAUUUUUGUUGGGGCACUUAAUAAGAGCAAUGCAUCUUAGCAAAAAAGAAAAAAAAAAAAGCUAAAAGUUACAAAAAAAAGAUGAAAGCUAGAACGAUAUGCACCGAUAUGUUUUUUCUGCCGUUCUGAGACGGCAAAAAUCCUUGUCAUGUGAAAUUUUUAUAUUUCAGAAGCUUAUAACGUCAUAAUAUUCCUCCACUCUUACUUUUGGACCGAGCGUAUCUCUUGGUUUCGGUGUUUAGAAGACAAUAUUUUAUCCAUCUUAAUAUUAGACCCGAUCCUCGUCUUUGUGUUUUUUGGUGAGAAUGAUUGUACGAUUUAAAAACAGGCAGCAGAUUUUAAAACCACUCCGAAAAUGAGUUUUUGGGUCACUGAUCUCAAGGAAACUUCCAUCGAUGUUGGUGUUGUUGUUGAUGGUGCUGUUCUCGUCGUCGCACACAAUCUGGAUCAUUUACUUAUGCAACUGUGUUCCUGUUCUGUAAUGCAAGCUCGUCUUCCACGCCGCCGUGGAAACGUUCGGAAAAAUUAAAAGAACUGAAAGUCGUGUUUGAUGCCUUACGAUUGACAACACAAAGUCUUCUCUUUGUUUGACAAAGUUUUCAUUCUGCAGGAUUUAUCGUAGAUCGUUUUCGUUUGGUUUUUAAUUUGUUUGACGAGUCUCCAGUUAAACUGUGAGGACUUUUGUUUUGCACCAAACGUUUGUCCCUCAGGUUCCCCAAAAAACAUGAAGUUUGCAUCAUCAGCACUGACCUGAAACUGAAAAAGCUACGUUAGCAGUUAGCCUUCCAAACAGCCUUUCAAGCUAAAGCAGGAUUUAUACAUGUACGUCAGCUCUAUGCAGAGCCUACGCCAUAGCCUACACAUGUGGCCUACACCGUUGUGAGCAUUAUACUUGUGUGGUGGUGUGUCUGUGUCACUCUGCAGUUACACCUCCAAAACACUAGUUGGCGGUGGUGUUUCUGUGAAGUACUGUAAAAUUUAGUUGAUUCAAAACACACAUUAAACAUGGCAACAAUUUCAAACACAAGUACACAAAUUGGCCUCAUUAUAAGAAGCAGCAUUCACAGACAAACACAUACAACAUGCUAACGUUAUUAGCACAAGCCUAUGGCAUUUUACAUUGUAUAAAUUAGCCUAGCAGCUAGCGGACUUUUCCUCUACUCAUAUGAAGCCAGGAUAAAUCACACACAAGACUUAAAAUGAUAUUUUGUGGAGGUUUUAUUGUCUUCACAAUUUAUUGUUUCUUAUCUGACAGGAGGUCUGCUUUGCCACAACGUGUAGUUACAUCUCUGGGAAGGUGCAUGUCAGGCUCCGGCGUAGGCUCUGCAUCAAUGUCAAUUCGACGCAGAAGUGUAAAUCCUGCUUAAAACUCCUUGAUUCUGAUGUUGUGUCAUAUAGCAUCCACAAAUCACACAGGAAGGUACCACAACACAAUCUGGGACGUCACUAUAGAAGCGCACCUUGUUCAGGAAAGAGAAAAAGUUAUCUGGAGUUAUCUUGUAAUUAUACCGUCAGCAGCAUGUAAUUAUAAUUUAACAUCUCUGAAUCGUAAUAAAUUACAAUAAAACCAUUUCAUAUGACAAGAUUUGUGUGUAAAAGUACAUGAAAACCCAUUAUGACAUCAUCUAUGGAAAAAAAAUAUCAGCAUUUCAAAUUUAUGAGGGAAUAAUCCCACAUUUACAAGAUCAGUAUCUCUAUCUCAGAAUUACGAGAUCUGUGUCCCACCUCUAAGAGAAAACCAUCGUACAUAUCUGACGCUUAUAUCACAAUUCUGACAGUUACAUGUUUUGUACAAUAAGUUGACGUCAAAACUCUCCGACAGUAUGCAUGUCUCAGGAUCACAAUCAGGAGGAGACUCUCUUAGCGUAAUUAUGAAAUCAGAAUCUUACAGUUACAAAACCCAUAUCAUGAAUUCUAGAGAAAAUGUUCUGAUAUUUACAAGAUCCAUAUUUCAUCAUUAUGAGAAAACAGUCUCAUAAUUUUGAGACAUGGAUCUUAAAUUCAGAAUAUACAGAUCUCAUGAGGAAAGUUAUAAAACAACAUCUCAGUUUUCAGCGUUGACUUUAACGACUGUCAUAGAAACAGUUUUUCCAAACUUUGUGCUGAAAGAAACAAGACCCAUCUCACAUCCCUUUAACUCCUGAAAAAUAAAACCACAUGAAUCUCUAAACUCUCUGAGUGGAGGGCAGGAAUCUGGAGUUUGGACGGAUUAAACUUUUGACUUUAUGCAAAUCCAGCAGGACUGACAGAAACCUUCAGUCACUGCACAACAUCAGCCAGACGCCAUCGUGUUGGCCUGUGGUUGAACAUCUGUCCAGUGUCUUUAGGAAAAGCCAUUUUUUCAAUUACACUAAUGAAACGCAGCCGGCGAACAGUCACACCUCGCACUGAACGUUUCACUUCAACAUGAGCGUCCGUCUCCACGUUUCAAACAGCUUGCUAUAAUACUGUUUUGUUUUUGGUUUUUUUUGGUCACAGUUGUAGAAAGUUUGCUUCUCACCAUCCUGGUUUUCAGCCGAGGUUUUAAAACUGCAAAGUAUACUUUUUUCGAUGUUUUACUUCAAUGUGAAAGAGGGCAGAGGUACUGCAUCUUUGUGAAAUAUGAAAUAUAUCAUCAAAGUAUAUCAAAGCACAAUGUUUAAUUAAUGUCUUUAGAAUACAAACGGGGGGGCGACACCCCCGGCUUUUUUCUUUUCUUGUCUCUGGCCAUGCUGUAAAUAGAUGCAUGUUUUUUUUUUGGUUUAUUUUCCUGUGAUCCAGUGCUUUUUGUACAGAAACAGUCUAAUAAAGAUUACAUUUGGCUUGAA